CGGCUAACGACAUAUCAUGCAUCCGGACUCGAUGACGUUACGCGAAAUAGUCAUUUCACAUCUGUGCUAACCUUGCAUUAUUUCAUAUAACUAUUCGUUCAACGCGUUUGUCGGAUUUUAAGUGCGGGACAAAUAAUGGACAAGAGGGAGAGAACGGACGAACGUUUAUUGAAAUGAAACAACUGGCGCGCAAUUCCGGCGUAAUCAUUCGGCCGCGAUUGAAAACGAGGUCGUGCUUCCUCGUCGUUGUUUAUUCUGAUAUAUAAUACUAUUGAACGAAAAAUACUCGAUUAUUCCGCACAGCUAGGCGGAUAGAUUAAUUGUCAGUAAAACAAAUUGUUGCAGCUAUGCGAGUAGAUGCUCCUGUCGCUCCUGUGUCGAUUGAAAUUCGAUGAAAUUGGAUUUUUCCCGCGGGCUGUUUUGGAUGUAAUUUGAACUCGUCUGAAAUAUUCUCCGCGUAUUUAUAUUAUCUAUAUGUAUAUAGGUAUUAUAUAUGUACUGUAUAUAUAUUUACAAAUACUAUACACUAUAUAUGUGAAACGCGCGCGUAUAAGGUUGUAUUUUAUUUUUAACAAAGUCUUUAUCAAUAACGUGCGAAAAAACAACGAGCUUGUUUAUACAAAAGUCAUACAAACUGAUCGUAUCUCUUUCGCGAUUGGCAAUAAAAAAAAUACUGGAGAUAAAAUGUUGGAGGAAAAAUAUUGGAGAAAAAAAUAAGAGGGAAAAUACGAGAGACCCGGUUCGAAUUGUGUGUGUGUGAGUCAUCCUGUAUAUUUAACUGUACCUUUUAGAUAUUAUAUACGGUUCGUUUCGUGUGUCAUUACACGAAAUAAAAUUGCGAUAGCGAUAGUUAAAUAUUACACCGCACCAUAUUUAAUAAACAAAUUAAUAAUUAAAUAAUGUAGGACAUGAAGGCAUUUGUUAACCGAGAUUAUCGUAUAAUUUUGUCUCGCAACUUUUGAGCUGUAUAAGUUAUUUUUGCAAAUUAAACUAACAAUUUUAAUACAUAUAUUGAUCGUGUCAAAAUAUACAUAUAUUUUUUGUGGAUAUACAGCACGGAUCAGAACCGAAACUAUGUUACCCAGUGGGAAAAUUCACGAAUUAUAGCUACGUAGUUCCACGUUCGCAAUUAUGUGCACAGUUGGCGUCUCGGUUCACUUUGUUUACAUUUCGUCGGGCAAAAAUAUGCGAUUUAUUUACUAAAUAUUUAAAUGCGCUUCUGACGCCACAAAUAUAUUUAACAUGGGCGAGGACGUGUUGCAGAAUUGGACCCCUUACGCCAGAGAAUACGAUCCCUUAAAGGCGGGUAGUAUCGAUGGAACAGACACGCAGCCUCACGAUAAGGCUGUUAGCAGGGCAAUGCUGAUGCACUACGAGCCACCGCGCAAUCUAGAAUCUAAGCCGGAAAGAACUAUAUUUGUAGCUAGACUCGGUCCCAAAAUCACUAAUUACGACCUGAAAGAGUUCUUUGGCAAACAUGGAAAUGUUGUUUCGGCGAAGGUAAUAGUGGACGUGGUGACCGGACUCUCUCAAGGGUACGGUUUUGUGGAAAUGAAAAGCGAAGAGGACGCUAGAAGAGCGUUGAGACGAACCAUCGAUGCCACGUUAAAGGGAUACAAAAUAUUUAUCGACAACGAAUGCGGCCGUACCUUGAAGGGAUGGAAACCUAGGAGACUCGGUGGUGGUUUUGGCGGCAAAAAGGAAUCGGGCCAGCUGAGAUUCGGGGGAAAAGAUCGACCAUUUAAACGACCGAUUGUACCUAAUAUUUUAAAGCCGAAAAGAUAAAUAGCCUGUUCGACAUUUGCGACACUAUUUCCGUCCACCGUUUCCACACUCUUUCAUUCCUAUACCUUUCCAUUUGUUAUUCCAAUGCAUUAAUAAAGCAACAUACAGAACA
Molecule: messenger RNA, 1897 nt
Organism: Temnothorax curvispinosus
Lineage: Eukaryota; Metazoa; Arthropoda; Insecta; Hymenoptera; Formicidae
Product: U11/U12 small nuclear ribonucleoprotein 35 kDa protein-like
Exons: 4
Coding region: 1243-1785 (180 amino acids)
Biological process (GO): mRNA splicing, via spliceosome
Cellular component (GO): precatalytic spliceosome; U12-type spliceosomal complex
Molecular function (GO): snRNA binding; mRNA binding
Source: RefSeq, a predicted model, not a curated record